AUGGAGGAUUUGGCGGUCGAGGUGUGCGGCAAGAAUGGCGUCUAUUACAAGGUAACCGUUGAACACUUAUAAAAGAGUGAAAGAAUUAUUUGAGAACUUAUCAAAAAUUUACUUUCCAGGGCUACGUGAGGAAUAUACACCAAGAUCAAGUCACUGUUUCCCUGGAGCACGAGUACGUAUGAGCUACGGACAUCUAGGUGUCCGCGCGCGAGAUUCAGUCGUGUCCAUUUUUUUUGACAAGAUCUUCGCUAACAGAUCUUUGAUAUUUUGUUCUCAUACAGUCCCUAUAACUGGAAGAGAGUUUCUUACGAAGAAGUGCGUUUACCUUCCAAGAGCAACCAAAAAUGCGAUUUGUACGUGGACGAUGAAGUAGAGGUACGCUAAGUGGAUAAUAGACCUGUUUACGUCCUCCGUCCCAUGUGAUCGAAAAGCAAAAGGUCAAAUUCAAAUGCAUUGACGUAGAAAAUCCCAUUCUCGAUUGUUUUUAUUCAUGAUGCAUAUUUUAAGGUACGGUUUGAAGAGUCAAAUAUUUCGAUCUGACUCUAAAGUGGAAAUAUUUUUCCUAUUUUAUUCGGAAUUCUCUCGUUUAAACCCGCGGAUUGUGCAACAACUUGAAUUUCACCUUGCUAUAAUUUAUAGUGUGUGUUUACAAUGACUAACCCACGUGCCGCUUUAGCAUUUGAGAGUAACCCAGUUGCAUUUUCGUAUUAUUUGUUAGCUUAUUUAAGUGCAAGCGGUAACAACAGAAAUUUCAACUAAUCCAGAUUUCUUGUAAUAAUGUUGUUGAUAAUGAUUAGUGAUUAUCACAUAGAGCGAGAAAAUAUGGUGUUGAAUUUCAGUCAUGGCUUCUCCCCGCCAGGUUUUCGAUCACCCUCUGAUAAAGUGGAUUAGGCUUGCUGUAUUUCCAAAGAGAAGAUUUAAGGGUAUAGACGUGUACCUGCAAGGGUUGUGUUUACUGCUUGUUGCAGUUUGAGGAGAAAGGGAGAUUAUAAACAUUCAAUUGUAAAGGGAAGGAAAAGAUAGAAGAGAUGGGAUGGAAGGGGUGCUGGAGCGAAGAGGGAUAGUGGAUGGUUGGGAAGCAAGUCGAGUUACUGUUCUGCCCUGUUAUUUUCUCCUUUCCACUUAACCCUUUAAGCCCCGAUAUCCACAAGCAAAUUCUCCAAACUGAUCUCUAUACAUUUCUUUAAAGAAUAAGUUGAGAGAGUUUGAGUUUUUUCUCUUUGCUGAUCAUUUAAUUAAUUCUCAUAAACUAAUCUCUUGACAUUGUAUGGAUAUUGUUAGGAGAAAAUUGAUGUUGGUCACUAUUGGGACUUAAAGGGUUAAUAUUACUUCUGGUGGUCCACAGCUAUUUUGAAAGUCAUACUUUAAAUUGAACUUCUGUCUUGGAAAAAGUAGAUAUUUUCUUUGAAGGAAUAGACCAUGCAAUGCCUGGGGAGGAGCGAGUCUCACAGCCAAAAUAAUUGAAAGAAAUUUAUGAAGCUUAAUUUGGAAUGAGGGUUGGAGUAGUGGGGAGCUCUUAGAAAAGGUUUCUUCCUUCAGGGGUGGAGUAGUGGGGAGCUGUUAGAAAAGUUUUUUUCCUUCAGGGGUGGAACAGGUAUUUUCUGGAAUCAUGCAUUACUUGGAUCAAGUAACACCUUUUAAGCUUAUUAUCAGCUUUACAUAUCGUGAUGCUUUUGUAAUUUUUCCCACAAAGCUCCUCUUGUGUGAUUAAAUGAGUGGAAAUAUUUAUCUGUAAUAUGUAUUGGUCUUUGAUUAUUGAUAUGACAUAUAUACAUGAUGGGAGCUUUUUCUUGAUGGCUGAAGAUGAAGAUGAAUAUCCUUCCCCAAAAAGUUUCGUGAAAUGAAUUCACUAUUAUUUUAAUCAAUCUUUUGAUUCUAUUGUUCUAGGUUUUCACAAGAGAUGUUGAUGGUGAGCCUUGUGGUUGGUGGCAGGCAAGAAUUGUUCAUAAAAAAGGAGAGGUACUUAUUUUUUUCAUUAAUUUUACACGUAUAUACAGUCUCUAUUGCCUUACAGACAUUUUGCUAUGAUACACUCCUCGUUAAUAUAAGGGGCAGCCAAUUCCCCAGCAGAAAUAUUAGUGAGUUUUGCAACAGGAGGGUUGGCGGAGAGAAGAGGUUGGCAAAAUGCCCCUGCGUAAUAAAUGUGUUCUGGUCAUUUACAAAAUGGUCUGUUUAAAGGAGGGUAAAGUUUGGUGGAAAGUUCUUUCAAACAGAAGUAUUUUCAUGCUUUUACACACAUUUUGCCAUCUUCUUUUUCCGGACGCCUCUCCUGUUUCAUGAGUUCAGUAAUAUUAUAGACAUGAUAGCAACAAUGGACUAUGUUGGACUAGUUUUGGAGUCUUCUUGUGAGAUAAACUCUUUGGUUACAUAAAAGCCCAAGCAUUUUCAAUUUCAGACUCUUUUUUUUUUUUUAACUGGGAAUCAUUGGUUAUGGACGGGGACUCAUGAUUUUUCACAAGAUUAGUCCCAGGACUCACCAUAACUGUUGGUAACAAAAUCACUGCCAGUUGUGCUACCCGUAGAAAGUUGCUUAUUUAAGUCCACCUAUUACUUAAAGAUAAACAAAAUAAAUGCCUGUAUGACCAACAGCCUAUGGAACUUUGUUUUAGGUUACACCUUCCUGUAGAGUUCAGAUUGUACAUAAUUAGUGAAGGAAAUAGAUUUGUGCUAUGUUCUCUGGUUUUGUGUGCCUGUCUAAGAAAUGAAGCCAAUUAUUUUUUUAUUAAACAAUGGCCAGUAACGCACAUUUGGGAUCAAACAUAAACCUCUUUCAACAUUGUUUUGUAUCAGUCACACCAGCUCUUACAAAGGACAGCCACCUGCUUAUGUAAUGAAUUUCUCGCAAAGGUGUUGUUUCUUGAAGUAAGUGUUGAAAAAGAACAGCUGAAGAUACCGAGGUGACAAAGAGUUUUGUUUGAGCUUCCUGUUUGCUGAAACAGCUGUCUGGUGCAUUGAGCUGAAUGCAAUUACAUAACAAUGUUUGACUCAAUAUUUUGCAGUAAAAAUUAUUGUUUUUAAACGUAAUGGCCAUUUCUUUUUCUUUGGGUUGUAGUUUUCUUUCCUGGGCAGGCUACAUUUUUCUAUCUACACAUGCAAAGCAUUCCCCCCCCCCCCCCCCCCCAAAAAAAAAAAAAAAAAAAAAAAAACUUAUGUAAACAGAGCAAUCCUUCUUGUUUUAUUCCCAUCAGAUCUAUUUGUUUAUCUGAUUAUCUUUUUUUGUGUCAAUUUUGAUACUGAGUUUUCUUCGUGGUAAAGUGGUUUAAAUAGUUUUGUUCCAAAUAAAAUAUGCUUACCCCCUCGGUAAACUUGUGCCUUUUGUGGUAACUGCUGUUCUCAUGCUUGCGCAUUUUCUCUUGUUUUAGUUUUAUGUGAUACAGUAUACUGGAUGGGAUGCCACAUUUAAUGAGAUUGUACCCAGAGAGAGAAUUCGUCCCUGUAGCUGCAAGUAAGCAGAUGACAGUGUUUUAUUGCCUAUAUCAAUGCCCAGUCAGGGAAAGAAAUCCUUAGUGAUACCCAGGCUGCUGGAGUGCAAGAGAACCUUGCAGGACACCACACACUUUUCACAGAGGCUUUUAAUAAAAGAGCCUUUUAAAUAUGAUAAAUUAUCUCUGCUUAAUUAUCCGUAAAAAUGCCUGGUUACCCCUCCAAUAUUAGAGAGUUUUAGAUCCGAGUUUAUCAUGAACCUCUAAUUUUAUCCUCAAACAUAAAAACAAGUGGUUUAUUUUUCCAUUUAGAAAUAGAAGAAAAAUUAAUCAGUGAAAAUAAAAGAAAUUUAAGGCAACACUGGGUUAUCUAGCAGCAAAGAGCUGUAAAUUCUUACAUUAGUUCUUCUUGCAAUUUUACGGCCGCCAUUUUGAAUCAGCAGCCAUGAAUGGCACUUGUUUUCAAGAUCCAAUGAUUUAUCAAAUUUAGCAUUUCGAUUUCCUCUGUUAAUGUAUAAAGACUUGCUCCACAAGAUUUUUGUAUCAUUACAGAUGAAACAAGAAAAUAUCAGAGCUCCCCACGUUAAAACGCACGUGGGUGACGCCGAAAGACUUGUCAAAAUUAGAGGUUCAUUUCUAAAACUCUCUUUCAGCUGAGAUUUCACUCUCCUGAGAACCAUGUGAAAAUAUCAGAGUUUAAUGGGAGCUGUCAAAAUUCAGUUCUGUUUAGUUGGUUUAAAUAUUCCAGUUCAGGAUUCUUCUGUUCAUGGGAAUUUUUUUUGUCUUCUAACAGUGGACCAAUCGCCAAGGAUAUGUACCAGAAAGUGAUGAUUGAUGUUCCACAAGACUUAAGACAACUGUAAGAUCUGUCACUUAUAUCAUUAAUGGUGUUAUGAAAGUAAAAUAACUGUUGAAAUUUAGAAAUAUUAUAACAAACAAUGACAUAGGUCUUUGUAAACUUAAUUAUGUACCCUUGUAGUUGAUUCUGGGGUUGAAGAAUUUAUGACCUCAAAGUUAUUCCCUUUUGUGUUUAGCUGUAAAGAUGAAGCAGUGCACAGAGAGUUCAAGAAACAGACGGGAGCAUCUUGUGUGUAUUAUCAUGACGAACUAGCUGUCCUUGUUGCAUUGGUGAGCAAUUCAGCAUUCUUGUGGCCUUAGUAUUUAUGAUAUCUGAUCAGCUGUGUAAUUUGAAUAAAGUUACACGUAUCUGCAUUUUACAAUGAAUGAAUGAAUACCAGACAUAACUAAUCACUGAUGAAUGACAUCAAUUGGUAAUCAAUGAGUAAUCGAUGAGUGAUCAGUUGAUUAGUCAUUGAUUAUUGGUGAUGAUCAAUGAGUAAUUGAUGAGUAAUCGAAGCCCAAAGGUCUAUUGAUUACUGUAAGAUUGAAGGGUACUGUGUAAUCUUUUGCAGUCUCGCUCUGAACGUCCUGUGAAAUGUGCAGCCAUGUUAAGCGAAAUCCAUUUUAGAAGUCUCAGAACAAAGAUGCUCUUGCAGUCGUGGAUUGACGAGACAGCAAGACAACUACAGGUAUAAAAGCCUUUCCAGUCAGUGCACCUCUGAGGUGGUGCCUUUUAACAUGGUAGAGACCUUCACUGAGGCCAUUCCCAUUUCUGAGACUCAAUUCUGUAAAAAUAGAGUUGAGUUUACAUAACAGUUAGUCAGUUUAGCUUCUUAUCCAUGUAUGAUGAUUAUUUUAGUUACUGUGUUUACUACCGUAAAUCCUCUAUUAAGCCCCCCCGGGGAGCUUAUUUAAUUUAGAAAAGAUGACAGUAUCAGUUCUCCAUAAAGACCUAGAAUACAAAGUGGAUUAGCUCAAGUAUAAGAUGGUUGGAGGUCAUGCAGCCAAGGAUGAGAAUCAAAUCCAAACUUUCAGUUGGUAAAUAAACCAUCCUGGAUCAGUCCACGUGAAGUUUAACAGUCGUGAUUCAUCAAUACAGUCCAUCAUUUAUUAGUGAAGAAUAAUUAGGGGUGGGGAGGAGAGGGCUUUAUGGACAGAGGAAGCUUAAUAGAGGAUUUAUGUUAUUCCAAAACAGAGCUUUGUUCGUAAAAUCGCAACAGACCGUUUCGGAGUUUCCCCAAGCCUUGGUUUCAGAGUUAGAUUGAGUGCGAAGCUACUGAUAUGAAAAUGAUUUUUUCUUCUUGUGCAAUUUAAACUCAUUUUCACAAGAAUUAAGGUUUUUCUCUUAGCCUUGUUUUGAAAAUGUGAGUUUCUGUAACUUGGAAAUGUCCUAUGUUUCUGAAUUCACAAAAUGAACAGCAAAACCAAUGACUGAAGAAACUGCAACAAACUCUAAACAAGUGAGAGGUUCCAUAAAUGUAGCAUCAACUUCAUUCUCUCUGCACAUGUACUGUAAUACACACACGGCUUGGCCUGACUGUGGGCUCAGCAGUGUAGUGCAGGCUCAACUUGCAUGGAAAGUCUUGAGGGUGACAACUUAAGCAUACAUGUUACCCAUUUAAAUUUUAUUAUUGUGCAACUUAUUACAGACUGCCAAAAAACAGAUGGGUGUGGUCGACAUGCUGACGUUACCAGAUCAUCUUAUGGGCCUUGCUAUUGGUGCGCAGGGAGCCAACAUUCAACAGGCUAGGCGACUACCUGGAAUCAUCUCCAUUGAAGUGGAUGAAGAGAACUGCACUUUUCACAUUUGUGGAGAUGUGAGUAUUAUCAAUUUUGGCUGUUUUACUCAAAGGCAGUACUUCCAGACAAACAUUGAUCUGCCUGAUCAAUUAUUAUAGGUUCAUCCAUGCAAUAAAUACAAUACUAAACAGGUCAGAGACCAAAUAGUAAAACAUUUUUAUGUUAAGUGAUAAUUAUUAUCAUGCUACCAGCUAAAGGUAUUUAUGAGCACAUACCUUGAACACUUGAACUGUUUGGGUGAGAAUAAUUACCAGUUUUCUUUCUAAUAAGGAUCAUCAUUUUAUCCCAAAUGGGUUUGUUUUGCUUAUCUCGUUAUAACUCAUAUUCAAAAGUCCUCCAGUGCACUGUUCUCUGUCAACUCGCUGUUUUCACAUUGACCAUAAUGCACUUUGCUUACCCCCCAAAACUUUGCAUAACCAUUGUUUCCAAUUUCUCCUGGGUAUUACUUACGGUCAUCCCAAGAGAAAUCGAAGACAACAGUUAUGCAAAAUUUGGGGGUCGGGGGUGGUGGUGGUGGGGGAGGGGGUUAAACAAGGUGCAUUAUGGUCUAUGGAAAAAUGGUGAAUUAAGAGUUGUUGAAUUAAUUCCGUCUUUCAGAGUGAAGAAAGUGUAAAAGAGGCGAGAAGACUGUUAGAAUUUGCAGAGGAAACUGUUUACGUGUCUAGACCGCUUGUAGGUGAGUCUAAUAAAAAGCAAACAGUCAGAGAAGUGGGAUGCAAAGUUAACGCGUGCAGGACAAAAUAUCAAAACUGGAUAAGAUGAUCUCAAAUUUCAUAUUGUAAUUCAACGAAAAGUUACUCCGUGAAAAAAUUACUCUCUAAGAGUUUUCAUUUGAGUGGUCACACUUUAGGAUUUCAUCCACAGAGUCAAACUAUCUUUUGCAGCAUAAUAAACAGUACCACAGGAAAGUACUGCUCAGUAGCUUUCAUUUGAAUGGUCACACUUUAGGAUUUCAUCCAUAGACUCAAAAGUUAGAACCACCUUGUACAGCAUUAUAAACAGCACCACAGGAAAGUAUCUUCUGCAUUUGAAUGGUCCUUUAAUUUCAUCCAAGACUCAAAAGUUGUACUAAUAAACAGCACCACAGGAAAGUACUGCUCAGUCAGCUUUCAUUUGAAUGGUCACACUUUAGGAACUGUAACAUGCCUAGGAAUAACAGGAAAUGACAUCGUUUCUUUCAUUAGGAAAAGUAAUCGGAAAGAGUGGUCGUAUAAUCCAAGACAUAGUAGAUCGUUCAGGCGUCACUCGUGUCAAGAUUGAACCUCCCGAAGAAAGAUCGACCGCUGACGAGAAAUCUUCAAAGGUCAGCCUACGUUUUCAUUUUCGUUCGUUUUCUUGCUCAGGGAGAAGUGAAGUGCCUUUCAGACAAUGGAAAUAAAACUUACACAAGUUGAUGUUUCUUUCCCUGUAUACUUGGGUAAUAUAAGCCAAGGCUUGUAAAAGUAUGGGAAAUUGCAGAAAGAAUGUCAAAUAUGCGGUAAAACGCAAAAGAAUACUACACCGCAGGGGCGGAUCCAGGAUUUUUUUUAGGAGGGGGUGCACUCGUCCCUUGCUCUACUUCAACACCAAUAAACCACAUAGUUUUUUUUUUGGCAGAAUACCGGUUGUAUUAGAACACCGCAGGUCAUCUCAGGGGGGGGGGCGCACCCCUGCACCCUCCCCCUAGAUCCGCUCCUGCACCGAAGGUUCACCAGCCAUUCACAACGUGCGAGAAAUGCUAUGGUUUUGUAGAUGAUUUUGCUAAUAAACGUUUAUAUACUAGAAAGGGCGCGAGUCUUAUCAUUUUUGUUCUUGUUUUUAGAAAGAAGUGUCUUUCCUAUUUGUUGGAACGAAGGAGUGUAUCGUCAAUGCCCGAAUGAUGUUAGAUUAUCAUCUGGCACAUCUUAGGGUAAAUACCAUUUUUACUCUUCACUCUCAUGAGAGCGAAAAUCCCAUGUCCAUUUUUUGCAAGAUUUAUUUUGUUAAUUUUUUUCCACACAGGAUGUAGAGGUGAUGAAAAAGGACAAGGAGAGUCUGGACCAACAGCUUCGUAGCAUGGGAAUCAACCCGCCCCAGGGACCCUCCUACUUACCCACUCCAGCGGAGAUGCGGCCUGGGCCUAGCCUUUCAUUCAUUGGCCAGGACAAGGACAAUAUGUUGAGUGUGCGAGACAGGUCGCUGACCACGGAGAGUUACGCGGGCGACUUGAGCGAGGGGAUGUUUGUCAGCACGAAGGAUGGACCGAAGACGAAACCGAGCAUACGAAUACGAUCGAGCAGUGAAUCGGAAGUUCCCGAGAACAAAGCGAAUUCACAGCAGUCUACAAGGACUAGUUUGGUAAGCGUUUCAGAGACAUUUGCUCUACAAACAUGAAGAGUUAUUAAAAAGAUCGUGUGUGCGGUGCACAUCAAACUGGUUUUUAAGUCAUUUUCUGUCCUCUUUUAACAAAAGAAUUGAAAUUGAGACGUUAUUUUCCGUUAUAACAACGGAGGUUCCUUUCCAGGAUUAAAUUUUGCAAAACAAAAACUCUGCACGAGCAUCACGCUUUUUGUACAUUUCUUUGUCGUUACUGAACGACUACGACGUGAAAAUACCUAAUUUCACGUUUUAGGGAUGAGGACACAAAACAGCGACUUUCUUUUUCUUUUCCUGAACUUCAAUACACUCUUUUAGAAUUCAACUCCAGAAAAGUAAUUGCCACCAUUUGACGAAUUGAACGAGACGUUUUCGUAGCCUUUGCGGUCUUUAUUGCUUAAGCUCCGAAAUAUGUCACAACAAGUGGUCUCUUUGACCUUUCUUUGUCUAUUGCGUCAACAGAACACUGGGAGUAGGCGAGCAUCUACGCCGACCUCGGAACUGAAAGGGAUCCGGGAGGAAUCUGAGGAGAGUGAGCAAGGCAAGAGUAAGCGUGUCACGAGUGCGAAUGCCCAAAACGACAAAGAAGAAGUCAUAACAUGUAAGAGUGUAGAAGAGGCGUAGAAGCCAGUAAAUAUCCAUGGUGCAGGUCCGAAAUCUACGACUUCUCGUUCUCCAAAAUGCAAUUUUUCACCACAAGCAUAAGUUUUGUCCCAAGAGAAAGUGAAACUGCUAGAAUGUGAAAAGUCCUCCAUACGUUCGUUUUUUGGUAAUAUCCGGAUGAAGCAUAGAUUGGUUUGUUUUCCAUUGCUCCGCUCUAAGACUGGUUAAAAAAUCUCUCGCAACUUUUUCGGCCAAUCAGAAGUAAAUCCAGAUAAAUUGUGACUCGGUCGCCCACGUUUUCCCCCGCCUUUGCCGGCCGCAAGUUUUGGCAUCGAGUUUUGAUUGGUUUGUUGUGUUGUGGAUCUGUUGUCAUUGGCUAUUGUUCUAAGACUUGGUUUUAGUAUUACGGCCGUUAGUUAAAGAUCGACUUUUAUGGUUUGUUUGCUUUUUUCACCAGCUUCUUCGCCGCCAAGAGACUCUAGAGCAAAGAAAACAUCUCCGUGGCUUGGAAACCGUAGAACAGACAGUGAAGGAAAGGACGAGAAGAAGAACCAAGAAAACCGCAAAAACAGCGAGCAUAACGAUUCGAGAGCAAGUCAUGGUAACGGAAAUAAACAGCACAGUAAACAGGAACAGAGGCAGCGUUCCGGGAGUAAAAAUCAACAGCAAAAGCAACAAACUCAACCCGGUAACAGGCCCCGAGGAAACAGUAACAACCAGUUACGACCGAGCAGCGGGAGCUUGUCAGCGAAUUGGAGAGACCGAUCCCAGGUCCAAUCCGAGGCGACGACGAAAGACAACGAAAAAAGCGCGGAAGAGGUGCAAAGAGAAGUGGAUGGGAAGGAAGAAAGGAAAGAAGAGAAAGGGAGAUUUAGUGGAGGAGAUUCGAAGAGUAAAGAUGAGAAACCGAGUGAACCUGCGGCCGAUGAAAAGCCUCCUGAAGCGAAUACGGUUAAAAACAAGACUGUAGAAUCCAAAGACGAGGAGCAGACAGCUUAGAACUCUGCCGCGAGGAACCAUUUCGCGGAAUUCACUACUGCUCAGGCAGAAAAUUGUACAGAAGGAUUAAAAAAAUUAUCUACUUAUUGGUGAAAGCUAAUUUAUGAGUGAGGCCAGAUGUUGGUUCAUAUCAAUUUGAAGAGACGUUUAACCGCUAUUUACCGCCUUGUUCUUGCGUAAAGCCAUCUCUUUCUAAUACCCCUUUAGCUGGGAUCCGUGAAACGUGUUCUAUAAAUGGCGUUUUGGCUCUUGCAUGCGACAUUUCCCACCUCGGUUUGCCGUUGUUUUUCUUCAUAAACACCCUGCAAUCUCACGUGCAAACUUCAUAGUUGCACGUGCAGCACACACGUACAGUGUAUUCACGUGCUUUUCGUAUGUUUGUUUGGCCUUUCCUGG
Messenger RNA from Porites lobata, 10394 nucleotides. The record is from the annotation of a GenBank genome assembly. NCBI's taxonomy places the organism in Eukaryota, Metazoa, Cnidaria, Anthozoa, Scleractinia, Poritidae.